CAACAGUGAAAAAAAAAAAGGUAGCUAACAAUCCAAAACCAAACAUAAGUUACUGCAUAUAGUUUCGAAAACAUCUAUCUAUUACAUGUCAGGUACAUGUUAUUCUCAUGCUCUGUUUCUACUUAUUACAUAUAAUUGCCUACUUCCAUGAGUUCUAACUAUUGCAGUCAGUAUUUUAACACAUUUUUAUUUUCAUCUAACUAAAAUCAGUAGCCAAUGAAAGUAGAAAUUUUUUUAUUUUGUCAAAAGAUAAUGAAAGCUUAACAAUCAUCAAGUAAAUUCUUACAAAAACAAUUUGUUGAUAAUCCAUUAGUACAUAAAAUAAAGAUGAAAACAGAAUAAGAACAAAGAUUAUUCCCUCACAGAAAAGACAAAUCAACAGAACAAAGACAAAAGAGAAAAGAAAGAAUCUUAAGGUUAGGUUUAACAUUUGAUACCAUAAUGAGUCAUGACUUUGCUGCAUCUCCUUUAAAACCAUCUUAGUCUCUUUCUCGUACACAUACGCAAACGAGAAUGAUAGAUACACAAUACUUCGGUGCAACCAUCCUUCUAUCCCUUGGAAUCAUAGGUUUCUUCUGGUUCGUCAACAAAUAGUACUCCAUAUUGUACUCCAUUGUCGAUGACUUAUUGUAGAAAAGCCCAAAAGAAGUUGUUUUAACAGGGACAGCAAGCAACUUACACUUUAAAGUUGUUUAUAACCAACAGAACAUAAAUAACCAUGAAAACAGAAUCAAAACAGAGAUUAUACCUUCACAUAAAAGACAGAAACAGGAAAAAAAGAGUCAAAAUAAGAGAGAAAACAACUAGCCAACAGUUCAAACAAAUAAAUGUAAGUCACUGCAUAUAGUUUUCAAACAUUUAUAUAUUAUACAUGUCAUCUACAUGUUAUUCUCAUGCUCUUUUUCUACAUGGACUAGUUGUUCUCUGUUUUCAUAAGUGAAGCUUAUGAAAUCCGUACCUACUUUCCAUGAGUUUAACUUUUGCAAUAAGUAAUUACUUAUCUAAGAUACUAACCCAACUAUAAUUAAUAGAAAAUGAAAACAUUUUUAUUUUAAUCUAACUACAAUCAAUAGUCAAUGAAAUUAAAGUAGAAACAUUUUUAUUUUAUCAACAGAUAAUGAAAGUUUAACUACCAUCAAGUAAAUUCUUUAAAAAACAAAUUUUGUACAUAAUCCAAUAGUACAUGAAAACAGAAUAAAAACAAAGAUUAUACCCUCACAAAAGAGACAAAUACACAACAAAGACAAAAGAGGAUAUAAAGAAUCUUAAGGUUGGCUUUAACAUUGGAUACCUUAAUGAGUCAUGACUUUGCACAUAUCCUAUAAAACCAUCUCAAUACCAUUCUCAUACACUUACACAAACUAGAAUGAUGGAUACACAAUACUUCAUUGUAACAAUCCUUCUGUGCCUUGGAAUCAUACUCUUGAUCCAAUCCAUAAACACCUAUAGAUUCCGCAAUAAACUACCUCUUCCACCAAGUCCAACAGCUUUACCAAUCAUCGGUCACAUUCACCUUCUUGGUCCCAUAGCUCACCAAGCACUUCACAAGCUCUCAACCCACUACGGACCCUUGAUGUAUCUCUUCAUUGGCUCCAUCCCUAAUGUCAUUGUCUCAUCAACCGAGAUGGCAAAUGAAAUUCUCAAAUCCAAUGAGCUCAACUUCUUGAACCGUCCAACAAUGCAAAAUGUUGACUACCUUACUUAUGGCUCAGCUGAUUUCUUCUCAGCGCCUUAUGGGCUUCACUGGAAGUUCAUGAAGAGGAUUUGUAUGAUGGAGCUAUUCAGCAGCAGAGCAAUAGAUAGAUUUGCCAAUGUAAGAACCGAGGAGUUGAGGAAGCUUUUGGUGCGUGUUAUGAAGAAAUCAGAAAUAGAAGAGAGUGUUGAUCUCGGUGAACAGCUUAAGGAGUUGACAAGCAGCAUCAUAACGAGAAUGAUGUUCAGAGAAAGGGGAUCGGAUAGUGGGAGAAGAGAGGAAGUUAUCAAAAUGGUGGUGGAGUUGAAUGAGCUAGCAGGUUUCUUCAAUGUUUCUGAAACGUUUUGGUUCUUGAGGAGACUUGACUUGCAAGGAAUCAAGAAGAGGCUUAAGAACGCUAGAGAAAGAUAUGAUGUGAUCAUAGAGAGGAUAAUGAAAGAGCAUGAGUCUAGGAAUCACAAGGAUGCAGGAGGUGUAAGGAGCAUGCUAGACAUCUUGCUUGACAUAUAUGAAGACAAAAACUCAGAGAUAAAACUGACGAGAGAAAACAUUAAGGGCUUCAUCAUGAACAUUUAUGGAGGUGGAACAGAUACAUCUGCCAUCACAGUAGAAUGGGCUUUAUCAGAGCUAAUAAACAAUCCAGAGAUCAUGAAGAAAGCCCAACAAGAGAUAGAACAAGUGGUGGGAGACAAGAGACUAGUACAAGAAUCUGAUCUUUGCAAUCUCAGUUACAUCCAAGCAGUUGUGAAGGAGACAUUGAGGUUACAUCCUGGAGGACCAAUAUUCGUUAGAGAAUCAAAUGAAGAAUGUGCAGUGGCUGGAUACAGAAUCCCAGCAAAAACAAGAGUGAUAGUUAACGUUUGGGCUAUAGGAAGAGAUCCAAAUCAAUGGGAAGAUCCAUUGGAGUUUAAACCUGAGAGGUUUGAAGGAAGUGAAUGGAAGGUAAUGAGUGAGAAGAUGGUGUCUUUUGGAGCUGGUAGAAGAAGUUGUCCUGGAGAGAAGAUGGUGUUUAGAUUUGUUCCAUUGGUUUUAGCUGCGGUGAUUCAGUGCUUUGAGUUGAAAGUGAAGGGACGUGUGGAGAUGAGUGAAGGGAGUGGAUCAUCUCUGCCUAGAGCCACACCUUUGGUAUGUGUUCCUGUUGCUAGGGAGGGUAUAAAGUCAUUGUUCUCACUUGAACCAAAGGUCAACUUCUAGGUAAUGGUUUAAUAAGGGAACUAAGAGCAGCAAGAAACGUCAAGCUACUUGUAUAUAAAACUUUUACCCAUUUCAAGAAUAAAUUAUGGCAAAUCUCAUAAA
This is a messenger RNA of Brassica napus (rape), 2989 nucleotides long. RefSeq names its product 3,9-dihydroxypterocarpan 6A-monooxygenase-like. Bases 1367 to 2887 code for a protein of 506 amino acids. Gene Ontology annotation, cellular component: membrane. NCBI's taxonomy places the organism in Eukaryota, Viridiplantae, Streptophyta, Magnoliopsida, Brassicales, Brassicaceae. Gene Ontology annotation, molecular function: iron ion binding; heme binding; oxidoreductase activity, acting on paired donors, with incorporation or reduction of molecular oxygen, NAD(P)H as one donor, and incorporation of one atom of oxygen. The transcript has 2 exons. The record is from RefSeq and is a predicted model, not a curated record.